This is a messenger RNA of Rhincodon typus (whale shark), 2967 nucleotides long. RefSeq names its product IQ motif containing B1 (gene iqcb1). Gene Ontology annotation, molecular function: calmodulin binding. Gene Ontology annotation, biological process: cilium assembly. The transcript is spliced from 13 exons. The record is from RefSeq and is a predicted model, not a curated record. Gene Ontology annotation, cellular component: cilium. Bases 1 to 1785 code for a protein of 594 amino acids. Lineage: Eukaryota; Metazoa; Chordata; Chondrichthyes; Orectolobiformes; Rhincodontidae.
AUGAGCAGGCCUGUAGCCACGGAUAAUUUGGGUGAAGAAGUGAAUUCCCAGAUUUUUAACUUGGCAGCUGAAGUUGCAGAAAGCUCAAAUGAUAAGAUUCCUAUCCUCCUGCUAAAACUGAAAGAAAUCCUGAAGAAACCACCUGUAGAAAGCAAGGAACUACAGAAACUAAAAGAGGAUAUUUAUUAUUAUGACCUGAUUCAAUAUUGUAUAUUGGUGCUUAAACAAGACUACCACAACAUUCCAGGAAGCUGGUCCACAGCUGUAGAGCUGGCUGAGAUAGUCAGUACUGUCUGUGUGGGUCUGAAUCCAAAGGAAGAUGUUGAAGAGUUUUACGAAAAGGUUUUGCCAUCAGCUUCAGACAAUCUGAUGCUGCUGGCCCGACGCCUGCAAGCUCGAUUUCUCCAAGCUGUUGAGAAUGACGUCAAACAAGAUUUUCUGCGCUGUUUCCUCAAUGUGACUAACUCCCUUUGCUGGCUUCUUAGUGACCACAUUGAACUGAUUCAACAUGUGCUUCAGUCUGAUCGUCUCCUUCAGUUGUUGCUCACUGACGAUGUGGAAACUGGAGCUAUUAUGGUGUCUAUCCUGCUUGGUAUCCUGCAGGUGAACAGGACAGUAUUGUUCUCUGUGGAAGAGAAAAAUGUCCGCAUAAUCCUGGAUGAAUUAAUUUACAAGCUUUUUGCAACCAGCAAUCCAGUUAUAGGAAGCACAUCGAUCAAACUCAUGCUGUUGAUAGCAGAGACCCAUCCUCCCACCUUGACGAUACUUUGCAAUGAUUACAAAGGUUUAUGUCCCAUCUUGAAACAAUGGACAGGAAGAGGCUUUGACAAGGAGUUAAAUCAUCUUUUGGAACUCCUUUAUGCUGGGUCCACACAAGGAGUAAGCCAACAGAAGUUCCACAGAUCUGCAUGCUUGAUCCAAGCAGCGUGGAGAGCAUAUCAGAUAAGAAAACGGGUGAAGAGUCUUCCAAAAGUGGUGACAACUUUACAAAGGAGUUUCAGGGCAAAACGUGAGCGGGAAAUGCAACAACUGGAGAAAAGGAGAGAGGAGGAGGAGCUUAAACAUCUGCUUCAGCUAAGACGACAUCGAGCUCUCCGAGAGUUUCAGCAGCGCCAACUGAGUUUACUGGAAUUAGUUCCUGCGAGCGAGGUGGACAAAUACCUACAGGAAGAGAGAGAACGGUCAGCACUGAUGAUUCAGAAGGUCUGGCGUGGACACAGUCACAGAAAGGACUUUGACAAACGGAAACAGGCCCUUAAGGAAUCCAGAGCAGCUGUUGUUAUCCAGAGAGCUGUCUUGAAAUUCUUAAAAAAGCGUCAAAAUCUGAGAAUGUGCAUCAUGCCCUGGCAGGGACCAACACGUCUCACCGACACACGGAGACUCGAACUGCGUGCUAAAGUGGAUGCAUAUGUCAAACUUCAUCCAGUUCCUCAAGUGUCCGAGGAGAGAACGAAAGAGCGACAUUCCCAGGCUCAGGAGAUGUUGGGUCAGUACCUCAUGAAAAGAAACUUGGAGCGGAAGUCGGAGCAGCGGCAGGAGGCACUGCUUGCCCAAAUCAACACGGACAUUGAGCUACUGAUGAACGCUCCAGGUUUGAAGGAGGCCACAGAGAAGGAUGUGGAGGUGUUCAGCAGCAGGUCUGGACCUAUUGCAGCCAGGGCAAGGCAGUCCCACAACACCAUGCUACAGUACACACGGGGGCCCUGGUGGAAGAAGCUGGGUGAUGAGUUUCAGGAUCCUGAGAUGAUCUACACUGAAGACAUGGAUUUUGAUCUGAUGUUGUGACGUAGGUACCUUUAAAAACACUGGCUGGGUGCCACCACAUGUUGGCUGAACAUCGGCAUGAAUGGCAAGUGGGUAGCCCAUGACUCCAUGAUGUGUGUAGCUGAUAAGUAAGGUCCUCACUGGUAGGACAUGUUCUAAACAUGAGCACUUGUGUGUUUGCUCUGGGUACUUCUGUCAGGAGCUACAAGAAGAAAAGGUAGGAUUUGUAUGGUGCUUUUUUAAAAGCCGCUGAUGCAGUGUAGGAAAAGCAGCAGCCGAUUUGGACAAAGCAAGAUUCCAAAUUCAGUGAUGUUAAUCUGUUUCAGUUGCAUUUUUUGAGUGGUGAAUGUUAUUGAGGAGAACUCAAUUGCUCUUCUUCCCCUGAACUGGCAAAUGGGAACACAGUUCAUCGAGAAGUUGGCUUUGUGGCAAUGCAACAUUCCCCAAAGGCCCCAGAAAAAGCUGCAACACAGGUGUUAAUCUGAGAUAGUAGGAACUGCCAAUGCUGGAGUCUGAGAUAACAAGGUGAGGAGCUGGAUGAACACAGCAGGCCAGGCAGCAUCAGAGGAGCAGGAAAGCUGACGUUUCGGGUCUGGACCCUUCAGAAAUGGGGGAGGGGAAGGGGGCUUAAAUAAGUAGAGAGAGGGGGAGGCGAUGAUAGAAGGUGCAUAGUGGAGCAGAUAGGUGGAGAGAAGACGGACAGGUCAAGGAGGUGGGAAUGAAGCCAGUAAAGGUGAGUGUAGGUAGGGAGUGUUAAUCUGUUGUGGUGGUGUCACGUGAGUGGUAGAUGUGGAUCCCUAGCAUUGGGAGGCUGUACAUUGAACAGCAAGGCCAGAAAAAGUGGGAAUUCUCAGCCCUGAAAUAGGUGUCUGAUGCCAAGCACGUAAGACAGCACACAGCACAGAAAAAGCCAAAUGCAGGAAUUUUGCUUCAAGAUAAAAUACAGGCAGAAGAUCUAAACAAGUAAAGACAAAACUUGGACUCAUAGGAAAAUGUUUCAGACAAAGAUAAUGAACACCUGAAGUGAAUUUCCAGACCGGAUAGUGGAUGCAAAGACCUUGGAUGUUUUAAGGAACAAUUGAGUGUGUCAUAAGUGGAGGUAUAUUUUCUCUGAAUAGGUAGAAUACAACGGGUUGAAUGGUCUCCUACAUCAAUAUGAUAUUUUGUAUCUUUUUUGAAUAAAUUUAUUUUUUAAACUUCAAA